GAUUGGGAUCCCCGCCAAAUCCGUAGGCCCCUUUCACCCCGCAGAGCUGCAGCUGUCCGCUGCUAUUAAAAUAACGGCCUCCUCGCCUUCCCCCUUCAAGCGCUGACAACUGCCUGUCCAGGCAGGCGAGCUGCCUCUGAAGAUGUCGGAGCGCAACGUAGAGCCCAAACCCGGAGACCUUAUUGAGAUCUCUCGUCCGGGUUACAAGCACUGGGCCAUCUAUGUAGGUGCUGGUUAUGUGAUCCACCUGGUGCCCAAAGCCCAGGCCGGCAUCAACAGCAUCAUGUCUGUCCUGUCCAAGAAAGCGGUGGUGAAGAAGGAGCUCUUGUGGGAGAUCGCUCAAAGUGACGCCUGCCAAGUCAACAACAAAUACGACCAGAAGUACAAGCCCCUGCCUGCUAGCCGAAUCGUCCGGGAAGCCGAAUUGCUGUUGGGAACGGAAGUGAGCUACCGAGUGGUCUGCUGUAACUGUGAACAUUUUGUUACCCGAUUGCGGUACGGCAUAGCUCAAAGCGACCAGGUGAGAGAGACAGUGGCCAGUGCUAUGGCGCUGAUUGGUGUUGGGGUUGUUCUGGGCUUGGCCAUGGUGCUGGGCAGCUUGUUGUUGCCCAGGAAACACGAAGAGAAAUGACGGGAGCACCUCACACUUUGACCAGGGAUGAGCCGUUCCAUCCUGCGCUUGGAAGUCACUUUCUGUCUCUUCUUCGUUUCUUUCUUGCUUUGUCCCUGUCUUGACAGUUCUGAAACAGAGGGUCGUUUAUACUGCUCUAGAAUUAAAAAUUAAAUUUUUUUAAAGUAA
Molecule: messenger RNA, 799 nt
Organism: Heteronotia binoei (common prickly gecko)
Lineage: Eukaryota; Metazoa; Chordata; Lepidosauria; Squamata; Gekkonidae
Product: phospholipase A and acyltransferase 3-like
Exons: 4
Coding region: 143-631 (162 amino acids)
Biological process (GO): N-acylphosphatidylethanolamine metabolic process
Cellular component (GO): cytoplasm
Molecular function (GO): glycerophospholipid phospholipase A1 activity; A2-type glycerophospholipase activity
Source: RefSeq, a predicted model, not a curated record